AUUAAUAACAUAAAUUAUCUCUGUUAACGUUAAUAAUAACCAGUCAUAACGAACUCUCUCUCUCUCUACUGGCCUUUUUCAGGAAGCAAAAAAAAAAGCUGAAAAUUUUGUCGUGCUCUGUUUUAGGGUUUUUUUUCUUCCAUCUCUUCAAUGGCUUCUUCUUCAGCAACAAAUUUUUGCUUUCAAUGUGAAGAUUCAAGUAACUCAGUUACCUUUAGAAAUGGUUGGCGUCUUCGUAGUGGCAAAUUCUCUCAGCUCUGUCAUCGUUGCGCAUCUGUAUAUGAGUACGGGAGGUUCUGUGAGACUUUCCAUUCAAAUGAUGAUGGCUGGAGAGACUGUGAGUCUUGUGGGAAGUUGGUCCAUUGUGGAUGUAUUGCGUCUUUCAACACAUAUCUGCUAUUGGAUUUUGGUGGAAUUAUGUGCAUGGAGUGCUCAAAGAAGAAUAUUAUUCUUGCACGGGAUCGUUGCUUGUCCGACGAAACUCCAGUAUCAACUGGAGAAUCUCGGGUGGAUGCCGCACAGACUGUGGUAGAACCUCAGUAUAGGCCUCGUGUAACAGAGUCAGAGUUGAAGAAGAUCUCCAUAAACCCUUUGUUUCAAAAAUUGUUGUCUGCCAGUGAUGCUGAUCUCACACUAUCACGUCUUGUGAUUCCCAAAAAGUGUGCUGAGGCUUUCUUUCCUUGCCUUUCUGGGCCACACAGGAUCCCCAUUAAUAUGCUCGAUACUGAAGGCAAGGAAUGGAAUUUUCACUUCCGCUUUUGGCCUAAUUCUAGGAGUAAAAUGUAUGUGCUGGAAGGACUUAGAGAUUACAUGCUCUUGAAGAGGUGGCAAGCAGGCGAUUUUGUUACUUUUUAUCGAAUUGAACCGGGACAGAAAUUGGUCAUGGGAUUAAGGAAUUCUUCUACCACCUCAUAGAUCUCAGCUUGAUGUCCUUGAAUAUGACUGGUUACAGCAGAGGCGGAUCUACAUGCAAUUUAUGAGGUUCACGCAGUAGCUUUUACAUUAGACCCUGAAUACGUAUUAAAAAAUUCACAAAAUAUCUAUAAAUAUUUGACUGUAAACCUAGUUAUUAUUGUAUAUUAACUUUUUUCGAUGAAGGAUUAAUGUAUAUUAACUUUUUUUGAUGAAGGAUUAAUGUAUAUUAACUUUUUUUGAUGAAGGAUUAUUUUAUAUUAAAUUGAGGUCGCUGCGAGGAUUGAUAUAGUUGAUCCCAAUUUGUUUGGGAAUUGAGGUGUAGACCGUAGUUGUUGUUGUUAUUGACUUGUUGUAAAUUGAGGUUGAUAUAGGAACUCAUGACUUCAAAUCCAGGAUUUGCCUUUUGACUCCUA
Lycium ferocissimum is the source of this 1328-nucleotide messenger RNA. RefSeq names its product B3 domain-containing protein Os07g0563300-like. Gene Ontology annotation, molecular function: DNA binding. NCBI's taxonomy places the organism in Eukaryota, Viridiplantae, Streptophyta, Magnoliopsida, Solanales, Solanaceae. The record is from RefSeq and is a predicted model, not a curated record. The transcript is spliced from 8 exons. Bases 151 to 915 code for a protein of 254 amino acids.